AUGGCUCCUCGGACACUCACCACCAACCCGCCGUCAACACAAGACUGCCUCCUCUGCUUCCCUACCCCUGAAAUCCUCCUAGUAACCCUCAACCGGCCCGAAUCACUUAACUGCAUCAGCUCACAGGGCCAUGCGGAGUUGCAUGAGGUGUGGGAAUGGAUGGAUACAGAACCGUCAUUGCGAGUGGGCAUCAUUACAGGGAAGGGUAGGGCGUUCUGCGCUGGGGCAGAUUUGAAAGAAUGGAACCGCAAGAACUCCGAAUCCUCUACCCGGGCUGCGCAACCCUCCUCAGGAUUUGCCGGCCUAUCUCGCCGCGCCGGAAGAAAACCCAUAAUUUGCGCCGUCAACGGCUUGGCCUAUGGCGGGGGCUGCGAAAUAAUCAUCAACGCCGAUAUCGUCAUUGCCAGUAAGCGUGGCGCAAAGUUCGCACUGCCAGAAGUUAAGCGCGGCGUCGUUGCGUUGGCGGGAGGGCUUACGAGGCUGGUGCGGACGGUGGGGAAGCAGCGGGCGAUGGAGAUGGUGUUGACGGGGAGGGUGGUGAAAGUUGACGAGGCAGAGAGAUGGGGGCUUGUUAAUGAGGUUGUGGAGGAUGAGGGGGAGACGGAUGAGACGGAUGUUGAGGAGAGGAAGGUGGUCAAGAGGGCUAUUGAGUUUGCUGGUGAGAUUGUGGCUAAUAGCCCUGAUGCAGUGAUUGUGAGUCGGGAGGGGGUUAAGCUGGGGUGGGAAGGGAUUGGGGCGGAGGAUGGGAGUCGAUUGUUGGCAGAGGCUUGGAUGAAAAGGUUGAAUGAGGGUGAGAAUUUGAAGGAGGGUGUCUUGGCAUUCGUGGAGAAGCGGAAGCCUAAGUGGGUUGAUAGUAAGCUUUGA
Molecule: messenger RNA, 864 nt
Organism: Paracoccidioides brasiliensis Pb18
Exons: 2
Coding region: 1-864 (287 amino acids)
Biological process (GO): fatty acid beta-oxidation
Cellular component (GO): mitochondrion
Molecular function (GO): enoyl-CoA hydratase activity
Source: RefSeq, a predicted model, not a curated record